CCACCAGCCUGUGCCACUGUGCCACACAGCGUGCCACCGUGUGACAACGAACUCAGUCAAAGACGUGGCCUCGUUCUCAAAGAGUGUUUCAUUUUACCUUUCAACUUCACAUUUUAAGCUCCUUCUGAGACUUCUGCCUUAAAAUUAAGCCCUCGUGAAGUAUUUAACAGCUCAGGUCCCAUUUAUUAACCCAAUACAAUGUCUACAAUGACUACAACUUCAUAAAAUGAAGACUGCGAUGACAGUUAACUCUGGGACCACAUAUUGUUACUGUGCUAUGAUUCAAACAACAGCUCCUCUUAGAACUUCAGAGGUGUCUCAAACACGGACAUGAGUACACAUGAGAUUGAAUUAGAGAGUCUCCUUAACGUCUGUGACACGUGCCCCUGGAAGACAGCAAAGCUCUCCGGAGAGGUUGUCUGGGCAGCAGAUGGGGGCCUCGGUGCCUCCCGGCAUGGAGUCCCAGUCACUGAGACAACGCCGGGCAACGGUGCCCAGCAGCUGCUCCCUGGCAGGGGCUCUCCCUCACCCGCUGAGGUGAUUCCCUGCGUCAGCAUGGAACCGGAACCCCAGAGCCGAGUGCGUCACACAAACGCGCUGUGUUCGGGGCCUGCAGGGUUGCCCUGCGUGCUGCCUGGUCCCCAGCCCGGGCGCGUCAUUCUCUGUGAGGUGACGCUGCGGUGUGAUGUCACAGUGGUACCUCGUACUCCCUUGUGGCAGCGGUGGGAGCGGUGGCUCAGUCCGCUUGUGGGACCCGCAGGAAGUGGAACCAGAGAGAGCGUUGCGUCUAUCUGGAGAUAUCCUGCUAUCAUGGAGCGGCUGAGAGCCCUUCGAGGUCUCUUUGCUUGUGUGGGCUGCAUGCCCAGGCGUACACGUCGCAGGGAGAGAAGCAGGGUGUCGAGCCCUGUCCCUGCCUGCGCCGUGACUUUGCUGCUGCAGCGCCUGCAAGAUCAGGAGGGUGACCGAGCGCAGGCGUACUGUGAGCUGGAGAGCGCCCUGUGGGAAGACAACAGCCGCCCGCCGUGCGGAGUGGUGAACCGGCUGCUGGCAGAGGUGUCCCAGGACCUGACGGCAGCCCAGGGCGUGACUGGCAAUAUGAAGACAGCUGCCAGCAAUGUCCUGGUGGCUCUGGCUCGGACGCACUUCACCUUGGUGAUGGCCGAGCUCCAGAGCCACCUGAAGGCCACGGGGGACAUGUGCAAGGAGUUUGUGCUCGUCACCCUGAGCAAACUCUUCAGCACCUAUGCUCCGCAGUGCAUCCCCUUCGUGUGGCUGAUGCUGGCCGGCCUGCGCAGUGUGGUGGGCCAGGUGAGGAGUGGCCAGACCCUGCGCAUCGCUUGUGCUGUUGUGAAACAGUGGCUGGAUGGAUUGAAGAUUCACUUGUCCUCUGGAAUGCAAUGCCCCUGGCCUGCCAUGGAGAAAGAGCAGAUCUAUGAGAACCUUCACGAGCUGCUCUUCUCUGUGCUGAGGAACUGGCAGGACUGCCAGGAGGAGGAGGUGAGCCUUGCUGCACUCCCAACCCAGGAUGGCAGCAGGGGUACCCAUGUCAGCAGCUCUGUGGGUGCCCAGUGGGCUGACAGCCGAGGAGUGAUGAGAGGGAGUGGGCUGGCUCUGCAAAGGGCCCUGAAAUGGCUCUGUGCCAGGGAGCAGCUGCAUGUCACAGCACUGUGGUAGGGAGA
Meleagris gallopavo (turkey) is the source of this 1679-nucleotide messenger RNA. The record is from RefSeq and is a predicted model, not a curated record. Lineage: Eukaryota; Metazoa; Chordata; Aves; Galliformes; Phasianidae.